CAACACCAUAAGUUACGAAUGCAACAACAAAUUGGAAAGACUUGAAACAUUGUAUAUCUACUCGUCUUAUGAGGCCAACGACUCUUAUUUAAAACCAAAUACAAGCCAAUACCUAUGUCGGAACGACUGACGCCAAUUCGUCUACCCAACACUCUCAAUUAUCCAAUUGAAAUCGCAAAAUGUCUGGUACCAGGCGGUACUUACGUGAAAAGACAUACUCCACUGUUGCUGUACCGGUUUUUCACGAAGGUAAAGGAAGACCAAGAGGAUGGCACAGAAGAAUACGUAGAUCGCGAGUUUAUUGAGCAGUUUGAAUGCCCUGUGGAAGGAAAGCUAGUUGAAUGGGAAGUAGAGAAUGAUGAACAACUUGAAAAUAAUCUAAAAGUGGUAGCAAAGCUACAUGAGCCAUGUACUCAUGAAGUCCAUUACGGAGGGUUGUGUGCAAUUUGCGGAGAAAAUAUUACAAGCCAAGAUUACAUGGGAUACUCUGACAUGACAAGAGCAAAUAUCAGUAUGACCCAUGAUACUGGUGGUUUGACUGUCAGCUUGGACGAGGCUAGUCGUAUCGAAGAACAAAACGUGAGCCGGCUGCGUAAGGAACGAAGGCUUUCUCUUAUUGUUGAUUUAGAUCAAACAAUUAUUCACGCAACUGUCGAUCCGACUGUUGGUGAAUGGAUGUCUGACCCUUCAAAUGUAAAUUAUCAUUUGCUAAAGGAUGUCCGAUCAUUUUAUCUACAGGAAGGUUAUAGAACAUAUUCGUCUUGUUAUUACAUAAAGCUCCGCCCGGGUUUACAAGAAUUUUUGACACGCAUAAGUAGUAUGUAUGAAUUGCAUAUAUAUACCAUGGGUACGAAGGCGUACGCAAAAGAAAUAGCUAAAAUUAUUGAUCCUGAGGGAAAAGUUUUUCAGGAUCGUGUCCUAUCCCGUGAUGAUAGUGGAAGCCUUACUCAGAAGAGCUUGCAGCGAUUAUUUCCUUGUGAUACUAGCAUGGUCGUCAUAAUCGAUGACCGUGGUGACAUCUGGGAUUGGAAUCCGAAUCUCAUUAAAGUUGUGCCCUUCGAAUUUUUUGUUGGAAUUGGUGAUAUUAACAGUAAUUUCCUUGCUAAACCCACUCCUCUUCCCGAGCAAGAGAAUACCUCACCUGUCGAAACCCCACACGAACAGACUGAAAGCGUUGAUGUGAACACAAAUCAAGAUGCCGUCUUACCCGAAUCUUCUGCUUCAUUACCGGGUUCUUCUACAAUUCCAGAGCGCACUCUCCUAAAAGAAACAUUUUUGCAAGAUAAACAAGCUUUAGAUGAACAAAAUAAGGAGAGGUUUACUGCUUUACAGUUACAGAAAUCAGAACGACCCUUGGCGAAACAGCAGAAUGCGUUGCUUGAAGAGGAUGAACCUGAUCAUUCUGUAUUACACGGAGGAGAUAAAGAACUGUUGCACCUAGAAAGAGUUUUAACGAGGAUCCAUCAAGCAUAUUACGAUGAAGAGUCGAAUAACGAAAAGGAGGCGAACAAAGUACAUGCUAAUGUGGAAAGGAUCAUUCCUUCUAUGAAAUCGAAAGUUUUGAAAGGCUGUAGAAUCCUUUUCAGUGGAGUAAUUCCACUAGGAAUAGACGUUGUAACUAGUGAUAUUGCACGAUGGGCAACAUCAUUCGGAGCACAGAUUGUCGUAGACUUUGACCAAUCUCCAACGCACUUAAUUGCAGCGAAGAUACGUACAGAAAAGGUGAAAACGGCGAUAACAUUGGGUAAUGUACGAGUUGUCAAAUUGAAUUGGCUUACUGAAUCACUGUCAAUGUGGGAACGUCUUCCUGAGUCCAACUACUUGCUGUAUCCUAGUUACGAUCUCCCAGAUAGAGCAUUAUCUGACCACUACUACUCUUCAGACUCAAAUGAUGAGCAGAGAACAUAUGAAAUUAACGACCGAGAACUAGACGAUAUCGAUUGGAAUGAAGCUGAUCGUGAUGUUGAGGAUGCAUUGGGGGAUUUGAGCGAGGGCGAUGAUAACGAAGAAAAUCCUAGAGAAAGCGAUGAGGCAACACCUGCGGACAAUGAAUCAGGUUCAAAAAAACGAAAAACUGAUAAAGACGAUUCACUUUCCAAAGCCUAUGAUGAAAAACGCAAAAAGCCUAAUGAAGCAAGGAGUACGAAAGAAAGUUCUAAUCAAGGGCAGCAAGGGAGUAAUGAAAAUGACUUGGAGGGUUUACAGGAUCUUGCUGAGCUAAUGGAAGAAGAGCUAUCCAGAAAAGAGAUGUCAUAGAUUCUUUUUCUUUUCUCUCCAUCAUUUUGAUUAAUUCAAGAAUUUGUCUAUAUCACAACGUGCAUCUAAUAAAGCGUGAUGUAAAUAAAAAUAAAAAUAAAAAAAUAGGUUGAGGGCAUUUGUCUUUUUUCAAGGGAAAACUAUCCAUAAUUGAGCAUUCUCGCUCCACCAGAACAACAUGUAGCUAGCUUCUACGACGCUUGUUGACUUGUUCGUAAACUAAUCACUUUUAUCGAAUUGCUAUAAACCAUUUUUUAGCAUACCAUACUAUUAUCGUGUGCUCGUGUUCAAACAUGAUGAGUGGUUAAAGUGGUUAUAGCUACAAACUACCGAGUAUAGAAAUUUACAUAAGCAACUUAAGAUCGCAUAAAUAAUGGAUUACAUUAAUCAGUCAAUUCUCAAAAAAUAUCAAUCAAUUUAAAGUGAAUAACUGACAAUACGAAUUUUUGUGUUCAAGUACGUUCAUAGUAACUUAAGAAGAAG
Molecule: messenger RNA, 2739 nt
Organism: Schizosaccharomyces cryophilus OY26
Lineage: Eukaryota; Fungi; Ascomycota; Schizosaccharomycetes; Schizosaccharomycetales; Schizosaccharomycetaceae
Product: CTD phosphatase Fcp1
Exons: 6
Coding region: 115-2256 (713 amino acids)
Cellular component (GO): nucleus
Molecular function (GO): RNA polymerase II CTD heptapeptide repeat phosphatase activity
Source: RefSeq, a predicted model, not a curated record